AUGUUGAAUUUAAGGACAAUCGCCAAUUUGCCAAAAUUAUGCUUGCAGACUUUAUCUGUAAGAGCUAAACAUGGACUGCGUGAACCAACAUGUCCCAUUCGAAAUAGAACUCCAAAAUCGGUAACGGACCCCAAUGUACUUUUUGAAAAUCUUCAAAGUGGUCAAAAUGUAUUCAUUCAGGGAGGCGCAAUGACACCAACUUAUUUGGUUAAAUAUCUUCAUCAAUAUGCUAUUAAUAAGAAUUUGAAAAAGCUUAAAACAGUGCAUAUUCAUACGGAAGGCGAGUUUCCCAUUAAUAACGAAGAUGCCAAGGAACGCUUCCGUAGUGUGUCACUAUUCACUGGUGGCAACUGUCGCAAAGCUAUUGAAUCAGGCCAGGGUGAUUACGUUCCUGUUUUCUUGCAUGAGAUUCCGAAGCUCUUUCGCAAUAAAAUAAUACCUCUUCAUUACGCCUUGAUUAAUGUUUCUCCUCCUGAUCAACAUGGCUUCUGUUCAAUUGGAUGUAGCGUCGAUGUGACAAGAAGUGCUUUGGAAGCUGCUGAAGUAAUCGUUGCCCAAGUAAACCCCCAUGUACCCCUUUGCAAGGGUGAUGCUGAGAUUCACAUUAGCAAUAUUGACUACAUCAUUGAUGGUCCUAUGCCUUUGCACGAAUUGCCUAUCAGGCAUAGUUCGGCGGAAGAAAAGAAAAUAGCUGAAUUCAUCACUAAUGAAUUAGUGGCUGAUGGUGCUACCUUGCAAACAGGCAUUGGAUCUAUCCCUGACUCUGUACUUUCUCUCUUAACCAAACACAAAAAUCUCGGUGUCCAUACUGAACUCUUUUCCGAUGGUCUUGUUGAUCUCUUUGAAACAGGCGCCGUGACAAAUGCUGAGAAAAAGCUUUUCCCUGGCAAAAUUGUUUCAAGCUUCGUGAUUGGCACAAAGAAAUCAUUCGAUUUCAUCAACGGCAACAAGGGCAUUGACUUACGAGAUAUCGCUUGGACGAAUAACCCCACUGUAAUCGCCCAAAAUCCUCGUCCUACCGCCAUUAACUCUUGCAUUGAGGUUGAUAUCACAGGCCAAAUUGUUUCUGACUCGAUCGGUCCACGAAUUUACUCUGGCUUCGGUGGUCAACUUGACUUUUUGAGAGGUGCUGCUAUAUCAACCGAUGGCCUUGGUGUUCCUAUCAUAGCUUUGCAAUCCUCCACCAAAAAAGGGGAAUCAAAGAUUGUUCCUUAUCUUCAUAAAGGAGCCGGUGUUGUUACCACUAGAGCACAUGCCCAUUAUGUUGUUACCGAGUAUGGUAUCGCCUACCUUUUCGGGAAAUCAAUUCGUCAAAGAGCAUAUGAAUUAAUUCGUAUUGCUCAUCCUAGUCAUCGUGAACAACUCGAAAAGGAUGCAUUUGAGAGGUUGAAGGUUAUGCCUUCUUCUGAUUAA
This is a messenger RNA of Rodentolepis nana, 1413 nucleotides long. The record is from the annotation of a GenBank genome assembly. Lineage: Eukaryota; Metazoa; Platyhelminthes; Cestoda; Cyclophyllidea; Hymenolepididae.